ACACGGGGAGAACAUGCAAACUCCACACAGAAAGGCCGGGGCUGGUAGUGGAGAUAUAUUGAAUUAAUUUACUUUAAUUUCAGAGGGAACUAUUGUACAUUAGCUUUUAAUGAGCAUAUACAAUCCAAGACAAGUCCAUUAAUUAGCUUAUAUUAGCUACACUAGCAACAACAUAGAAAUGUAGCCUCCAUGUUCUGGUAACAAUAAUAUAAAGAGCCGUUCUGGUGCAUGUGUACUUGAUACACAACUACAUUUUGCAACCCUUUCAUGCAUGGAUUAGUAAAUCACAAAGUAAUAUUUUUUGUGUUUAUUUUUACUUUUAAACAAGUGAAAAAAAUAUACCUAUAAACUUUUUUCCCCCAAUAAAUUUUAUUUUGAAAUGUGUCCACUGCAGUGGACACCAUGCAUCUAAGGCAUCAAAAGUGAUUCAGUGGAAUUCAAUAUAGGUCCAAAAAACUGUAACAUUUCCUAAAAGCAAGUGGUAUAAAUACACAUAAAGUUAUUCAAGUGCAAAUGAUAUUAUGAUUUCAAAUGAAACAUACAAAAUAAGGCUGAAUCUACAUAGACAGAAUAUACCCUUGGGCAGAUAACAUCCACUGAAGUGGAGGGAUGUAUUUUCAGUCACAGAACAAAAUGUAUGAAUAAAAGGAAUUUACAGUUAUUGGUAAGAUACUUGGUGCAUCACCACUUCCCUUUCCUAUUAUGACGCAGAUCAAAAUGACAUGAUGAUGAGAUGUAAAAUAUAAUAAUCAAAUGGAAUGUUUUAGGGGUCCGCCACAUGGUGGUUGUGACAUGGUAUUAUAACUUAAAUGCUCAAAAUAGCUGUCCACUGGGGUGGACAUCAUUUACAUUUAGCUGAUGCUUUUAUCCAAAGCAACUUACAAUUGCUAUAGAUGUCAGAUGUCACACACCUCUGGAGCAACUAAGGGUUAAGUGUCUUGCUCAGGGACACAUUGGUGGAUGGGUCACAGUGGGGAAUUGAACCCGAGUCUCUCACACCAAAGGCAUACAGCUUAUCCAUGCACCAUCACCACCCAUGCAUGAAAGGAUUAAGAAGUUUUACAUUCAUGUACGUAAGUGAACAUCUGAAUGCACAACUUUGUUUUUACAUUGGGGUAUUCCUCUUUUUCACUGAAGUAAAGGAUCUGGAUACUUCUUCCACCACUGAGUCUAACAGAAAGGGAAAUAUAAGAAUAUAAAGAGACUGGGAUGAGUUCAGGGGUUUGGGUUGCUCUUUGAUUUCUGUGGUCUGUGUCAUCUGAUGUCAUGCAGUCUGUAAUCCAAUCAGGGAGGGAGAGAGUGUAAUCCAUGUUAAUCCCACAUCCAGAGAGAGAGAGAGAGAGAAACCCAGGACAGGGUGGGUCAUUAAGACAGGCAGACACAGUAAGGACAGCAGCCAUCUCUGAAUACAGCUUUAUUGGUAAAGCUGCAGAAUGUGUCUGAGUUCUGUUCUGAGUGUGAAUGCCUCUUCUCGUGUAAUUAUAUCUGUCUCUCUAAUCUGGUCUGAUACCGUCUGACAGCUGCCUUCCUGUGUCCUGGACCCUCGUUGUCAGGGAUACAUCUCCACAGAGACGCACUCCCAAAGGUAGGGGAGGGCUUUAAUGGAAAGGAGACCCUCACUCUGAUGGAGCAACAAGCUGAGAGAGUGAGAGAGGAUGAAGAAGGAAAGACCAUAGUAGCGGAGAGAUAAGAAGGAAGGUCAGCUGUGGGGGAAGAAGAGGAGUGGAAAUCAACAGAAGGAAGAAAGAAGGAAGAGCUGGAUGAAGUGAAAGUUAUUUUGUGAGGAUGGGCUAUGACCUGGAGAGGUUUGUUGGCUAUGUGAAUGAGGGUCUUCUGUGCUGCGUGUGUCGAGACGUGUUGGAGCGCCCCCUCCAGGCGCCCUGUGAACAUGCAUACUGCAGCACCUGCAUCAGCAGCUGGCUGCUCCAUCACCACUCCUGUCCCGAGGACAGACUGCCACUGGAUGUGGGAAGCCUUAAACCACUGUACAGGUACAUGCGUAAUGACCUGACCCGUCUGCAGAUACGUUGUGUGAAUGCAGGGCAGGGCUGUGAGGUGGUCUGCUCUCUGGAGAGCCUGCACACACAUGAGGAUGAGUGCGAGUUUGCCUUUAUAUCCUGCUCAAACCCAGGUUGUCCUGUGCAGAUAGAGAGGCGAGGGUUGGAGGCUCACCUGUCUGAAUGUAACUUCCGCAGCAGAGAGUGUCCCAACGGUUGCGGUCUUACCCUUCUCUCCAUUGACCAAUCGCAGCAUAACUGUGUAGCAGAGCUGCGCACCGAAUUGGAGAUGCUCAGGGCAGAUAUGCUGUGCAAGGUGGAGGAGGUGAGGCGAGAGAUGGAGUCUCGGUUGGACUCACAGAGGAGACACAUGGUGCAGAAAGAGUCGCAGCUGAAGAACGAGGUGGAGGAGCUCAAGGGUCAGUUGUCCCUUGUGAUGUGUGACAUGCGAGCCCUGUUAGGAGCAGAGCGUCUGAGAAGACAGGAGCUGGCAGAGGCGGAGCUGGAGAAGAGGGAACUGUUGGAGCUCCUCAGAGACCUGCAGCCAACCAGGAGUCCACAUCCUGUCGAACAGGCAUCCAGGGACGAGCAUCAAGGGGGCCAGCAGACAUCUGGUUGGGAGUUACACACGGAGCUGACGCGACACCAGCAGAGGGAGGCGUCUUUACAUGCCUCCAGUCUAUCACUGCAUUCAGCCCCGGCCAUAAAUAUAUUGGGUCCACCUCCUUCACCUCAGCUGGGAGAGGGGGUGCGCAAGGGCGGUACCAGGAGCCUGACUCUAGACUGCAUCAAGAGGAAGAGCAGGGAGGUGACUGUCAUCUGAGUAGACUGGAUUGUUUGGAGAUUAGCCAAAACCAGAAAAGAUUUAAUCUUUUUUUUAUAUAUAUAUUUGGCAAAGUGACAACAAGAGUUUAGUAAUUCAAGUUAUUUGGAUCAAAUCAAAGUGUAAAUUCAGUCUGCUGUGGAAUGAACCAUGUUGUGUUUGAAAGGUACUUUUUGUGUAAUUCUACAAACUUAACCCUUUCAUGCAUGAAUUAUGACAGCCUCUGUCAGGAUUUUUUUCCUAUGUGUUUUUAUGGCUCUUUAGGCAUGAAAAAUAAAAUUAGAAUUUCCUUUUUUUUUAAACACACAUUUUUCAAGUUUUGUACAUGUCCAGUAAGGUGGACAGCAUGCACAUAAGGUUUUAACUGAAGAUAUAUUUAUUUAACAAACCAAUAAAUUAAAUGAUAUAUUAUGUAAAAAAUAUAAUUUUAAUGCUGUUAAACUAAUGUGGUCACAUAUUUUAACAUAUUCUAAUACUGUUUAAUGCAAUGCAAAUACGUUGAACCUCACUUUUAACUCCAUCACUGCCACUAGUAUUAUCCUUACUUGAUUCUGAUGGAAUUGGCUCCACUGUCCUGAAUUCUUUUCUAUCACUAAAUGUUACUCACAUAAUGGAACUAAUCUGCAGAAAAUAUUGUUUUUCUUACAAAAACUCCAAGUGUAGCAUAAAUCCAUUGAUUUACAUCCAAAAAGUUAGUGCACAUGAAGUAUUUUCAAGAAAAACAAAGUCUCAGUAAUAGUUAUUUGUAGUUGAAAUAUAACGUUAGCCAGUGAUGCACAAUGUCCAAUUUAGUGGACAGAUGAUUAAUCGUAAUUUCACAAUCAUAACACAAAAUCAAUACUUGGAAAGUUUAAGAAUUGUAUUACUCCUUAGUUGUUAGUAGAUGUUACCAUAUUUUAUUUACCGGGAGGGGUCUCUUGUAAUUGGAGGAAUUGCAAGAUUUACCUGAGCUGCUCCGUUUUCCCGACUGUCUGUCGGCCAUCUCGGUUUUGACGAAUUUAAGUUGCACUUACAACGGCUAUCCAGAUGGUGGCAGUGUAUGGCAUGACACACUAGCGUCCACUGUAGGGGCUGAUGUGCAACUACACUAUCAGAACCUCUGCCCAUUCAAGUAAAUGGAUUUUGAAUAGCUGUCCACUGCAGUGACCACUAUGCAUGAAAGGGUUAAUUGAUCUUUCGACAGUAGGCUUGUGUGAAACAGAAUUGACAUUCAUUUAUAUUGUAGGCUCACCCAUGAUCAUUUCUGUAAACAUUAUCAUAGUGUAAUGUCUCUUGGAUUUUGUAAUAAUAAGAUUUAAAAUAAAGAGUCACUUUAAGUAA
Molecule: messenger RNA, 4140 nt
Organism: Micropterus salmoides (largemouth bass)
Lineage: Eukaryota; Metazoa; Chordata; Actinopteri; Centrarchiformes; Centrarchidae
Gene: rnf41l
Product: ring finger protein 41, like
Exons: 6
Coding region: 1786-2820 (344 amino acids)
Biological process (GO): protein K63-linked ubiquitination; regulation of canonical NF-kappaB signal transduction; tumor necrosis factor-mediated signaling pathway
Cellular component (GO): plasma membrane signaling receptor complex
Molecular function (GO): zinc ion binding
Source: RefSeq, a predicted model, not a curated record